Molecule: messenger RNA, 3471 nt
Organism: Aspergillus terreus NIH2624
Lineage: Eukaryota; Fungi; Ascomycota; Eurotiomycetes; Eurotiales; Aspergillaceae
Product: tRNA (34-2'-O)-methyltransferase regulator RTT10
Exons: 3
Coding region: 1-3471 (1156 amino acids)
Biological process (GO): tRNA methylation
Cellular component (GO): cytoplasm
Molecular function (GO): protein binding
Source: RefSeq, a predicted model, not a curated record
AUGUAUUCCUCACUCGAGCAUCUUGAUGGGUGCCUCCCUGUAACAGCGAUUAAAGUCCUCCCUUUGGGAGGUGUGAAGCUCAUUCUCCAGGGUCAAGGUCUCUUUACCCGUAUCAUUGAUGAGCAGAAUGGAAAGACAUUAGCUCAGCUAAAAACGUUCCGGCGCAACAAUGUUCAUGGCUACAUCAUUAUCGACCAAGGACAAAGUGGCACGGGAGAGGCUCUCGUGCAGAUCAUCGCUUGGGGUGGUGACUCCUUAAGACUGAUAGACGUGCUCUGUUCAAACGGAACAUCAGGUGACCUGGAAGUGUCCCUUGAAGCUGCAAGUGCAGAGUACCGAGCGCCUGACUGGAUCUUGGCCGGUUGUGCCCCAGAGCCCAGUGGUGACGCAGGAAAAGCUUAUGGAGUAACUGCCCACAAUGCUGUUCUGGGCUUCUAUGUUACGAACGGGGAUCAUCCACGAUAUCCGAAAAGCAUCCACCUCAAGCAGCAGGUCGCCGGAGUAAAGACUCUCCUCUAUUCCGCUAAUGCUGUGUCUCUCUCAUCGUCUCAAGUACUAGUUGCUGCCGGAACUGUUUUUGGAGAAGUCAUCGUUUGGUCUUGCUUCCUGGACGAGAAGAAUGACUUUCCUUCCGAAGCCGUGGGUUCGAUUCAUCACUUUUUUACCGGUCACGAAGGGUCUGUAUUCGGAGUCAGAAUAUCGAAGCAGAUUGCUCUGCCUGGACGUCCUUCAGCACGGCUUUUGGCAAGCUGCAGUGACGACCGCACUGUACGUGUCUGGGACAUCUCUGACUGCGAACAUGUCUCGCGUCAUGAUCCGUCUGCGUAUUCGACGGAUGGCUUCGAACUUCGCAGCACGGGGUUCGGCGCAGCGUCGGCCGUAAAGGACGAUGAACUCGGAUCGGAGUCUUGCAUUGCCAGUGCUUUUGGCCACAAGGCACGCAUCUGGAACGUCCAUUUCCUCCAUACGCAAGCCGGAAGCCAGAACAAUCUGAGCCUGGUGUCGAGUGGCGAAGACGCUACCUGCGUGGUGUGGGAUCUUACUUGGGACUCUGCCCUUUCACCAAAUACGAAGUUCGACCUGAGUGCAGUGACUUCAUAUCAUCUCCAUGCUGGAAAACACAUAUGGUCUUUAGAUACCCACAGCACUGGAUCAGAGUCGAUCAUCUACACCGGAGGUGCAGACGGGGGUCUGAAAAGUUUCCGAAUUGGUGUGAAUGAGAAUGGAUUGGCAAUCUUCCCAAAUCGGAACAGCAUUAUUAGAACUACGAUAGACCCCGAAGGGUCGGAUACUGCUGUGGACAAAACCAUGAAAUCUUUCGCUUUUGUUGCCCAAGACCGUUUCCUCGCUACGACGCACCGGGGAGAGAUCCAAAUAUGCGACUUGAUACACGGCGGGACAGCAAUGCCGCACAUCCGCAAAGAAACUUUGUCCAUUGAAGAAGAUCUUCGAUCUUUCUGCUUCAUGUCCAAGUUCGCCGAGUCCGACAUGGUAGUUUUUGCUGGCAGAAAUGGAUCCAUUCGACUAUACAACGACAAAACCAGGGAAAUUACAUUGCUUACCGACACCGGUCGAUUAUCGCAGGGGGUGUUUGCUCUGGGCUGCGAAUUGGACGCAGCUGGAUCACCGAAAGUUUUAUAUUUCCUGGUGUCCUACCCCAACUAUGACAAGGCAGACCUGUUUACAGUCACGUUGUCGCAGGAGGCCGAGCUGAAAGUGCAGAUGACACAGAUAGCCCUCCCCCACCUCAAGCAUUUUAAUAUCACAUGUGCAUCCUUGGCUUAUAACAACCAGUACUUGGUUGUCGGAUCCGCAUACGGCUAUCUUAGGAUCUACCGCGUUACCCAGUCGGACACCACUCAAGAAGCCCUGUGGUAUGGAAAUGUCCACGACCGAGAGGCGUUGACUCACGUUGGAUCCUGCUCAUUGUUCUUGGACAAGCCUGGAGAAUUGCAAGAGUAUUUCAUUACCUGCGGGCGAGACGGGAAAUACUGCAUCCACGAAAUUCAAGCUCAAGAUGCACAGGAUACGAUAUCUGUCAAAACCGUACAUCGCUCGAUCCCCCCUACAAGCUUUACCGUUCAGGGUGUUUACGUUGAGAAAGCCUCCCAAGAUAUCCUUACUUAUGGGUUCUCUGGUAGGGAUUUCAUAGUAUGGAAUGAGUCCCAACAGACAGAGAUCGCUCGAAUUGGCUGUGGUGGGUCACAUCGACAAUGGACUUUUCAGCCGGGCAUUGCUCUGAAUGGUUCAAGUUGGUUUCUGUGGUUCCAGGGACAGUUCAAUGCUCUUCCGAUUCAGAUGGAUGCCGUGCGCACCCUUAAACCUGGUGGACACGGCAGAGAAAUCAAGACGUUGAGCGUUUCUCCUACUAGUGAAGUUGGUCCCAUCUUCGUCACAGGGGGCGAGGAUACUAUUCUGCGAUUGUGUGCCCUGGAUGGGUCUCAGUCCAAAUGCCUGCAGGUGAUAAACCACCAUCAAACCGGAUUGCAGGAGGUCGGGUGGUCUCGGGAUGGACGGUUUCUUUUCACAUCCGGCGGCAUGGAAGAGUUUCACGUUUGGAGAGUCCGUUCAAUUCCUUAUUUUGGCCUCGCGACCAAUCUGGAAUGCUCAAGUUCAAUGGAAGAUUCCAAAUCUGAGCUGCGCGUUACGAGUUUCGACGUGUUGGAUGUAGAUGAAGGCUGUGGAGAGGGCGCUUUCUUGCUUUGCCUAACAUAUUCCAACUCAAAGCUCAAGAUCUUCCAUUACUCCUCUUCUGCGGAUGGGGGGCACUUUACCUUGCUCGCAAGAGGGACGUACACAAGCAACUGCUUGACUCAGGCCCGUUUCAUGCGUCGGGGCUCUUCUCUGGGGUUGAUAACGGCGUCUACUGACGGGUAUUUCACUUUUUGGAACCUAACUCCGGUCAUUGAGCCGUACUACACAAUAUCAUCUGUCUUACGCCCUAAGCAACCCAUACGAACCAUAACCGGCACGGCUGAGAACAUCACCUGCGAAAACCGGUUCCAGAUCCAUUCGAACAGCAUCAAGACACUAGAGAUCGUGGAGAUCUCGAUGACAGCUUCUUUGAUCGUGGCGGGUGGGGAUGAUAAUGCGCUGACAUUCUCAAUUCUGCGCACGGACUUCUCGAACACCGAAGCUUCCAGCGAAGCAUGCACAGUUCGCAUCCCGGAUGCUCAUGCUGCAUGCGUCUCGACGCUGAAAGUACUCGAAAAACACGAAUCCAAGGAUGACAGUGCUGUUCUGCAGCUGACCGUUGCUUCCUCCGGAAAUGAUCAACAGGUAAAGAUCUGGAGUGUCGAAGUGGACUCUAGGAAGAACAGCCCGGAGGGUGUGCGGGUGAUAAACACAUUCGACCGGUACACUGCGGUGGCUGAUCUGUCGUCUCUGGAUGUGAUCCGUGACGAGAUGGGCGUGUCUAAGUUGAUUGUGGGUGGAGUUGGGAUAGACGUGUUUGAAGUUCAACAGGAUUGA